This is a messenger RNA of Bombyx mori (domestic silkworm), 1644 nucleotides long. It is a transcript of the gene Or-1, whose product is annotated as olfactory receptor 1. Gene Ontology annotation, biological process: detection of chemical stimulus involved in sensory perception of smell; sensory perception of smell. Gene Ontology annotation, molecular function: olfactory receptor activity; odorant binding. The transcript is spliced from 8 exons. The record is from RefSeq and is marked provisional. NCBI's taxonomy places the organism in Eukaryota, Metazoa, Arthropoda, Insecta, Lepidoptera, Bombycidae. Gene Ontology annotation, cellular component: plasma membrane. The coding region runs from base 60 to 1352 and encodes 430 amino acids.
AAUAAUACAUUAAAUAUAAGAAAGGAUAGAAUACUUCGAUCCUCGCAGAGCUUCAAGUUAUGUUACUAUCCUUCAAAGAUGACAGUCGUUCACCGGACAUCCAAAAACCUCAAAACUUUCAAUAUAUGAAGAUACUUCGCUUUAAUUUAAAGAUAAUAUGCGCCUGGCCGGAAAAACAACUGAACGAAAUACGAUCAUUGGGACAUUCGAUUCACCGGGUUAUAUUACCGAUCCAGUCCGUUGUUUGCCUCGCGUGUGGAAUUCUGUACAUACAUUUUCAUUUUAACGAGAUACCGUUUUUCAUUCUGGCCAGCACCUUCAUAACUGUGAUGAUGAAUUUGGUUACUUGUUCGAGGACAGCACUAGUUAUGCUUUUCGAACGUUACCUUGUAUUAACUGGUCGCUUCAUAACGGUAAUGCAUCUAUUCAAUUUCCAGAAGAAUUCAGAUUACGCUUAUAAGCUUUGCACUUUCGUGAACAGAAUGUCCCAUUUUUACACACUUUAUGUGUUAUUUUCGAUGUUUAUGGGUCUAGGGCUGUUCAAUCUUCUACCGUUGUACAACAAUUACGUGUCCGGGGCAUUUUCGGAUCCUUAUGGACCCAAUGUAACGUUUUUCCAUUCUGUUUAUUUUGCUUUCCCCUUCGACUAUUCUCACAAUUUUAGGGGAUACAUCAUAAUGGCCUUAUUCAAUUCCUAUGUGUCAGUUACAUGCUCGAUUGGAUUGGUAAUGUUUGAUUUGCUCAUGUGCCUCAUGGUAAUGCACGUUUGGGGUCACCUUAAGAUACUCUCACACAAUCUCAUAAAUUUCCCGAGACCUAAAGCCAGCCAUGUCAUCACAACGCCCAACGGACCAACGAAUGUGGAGACGUAUACAGAGGAGGAGUCGAAAGAAGUUUUCGCUAGACUACGUGAAUGCAUAAAACACUAUGGAACAGUUGAUGAUUUCGCCAAUGAUAUGUCUGAAACGUUUGGAGUUAUUCUAUUGGUGUACUACGGUUUUCAUCAAGUUAGCCUAUGCAUGCUGCUCUUGGAGUGUUCUGAUUUGUCCACGAAGGCCAUGUUACGUUACGGACCCUUAACCUUGAUCAUGAUUCAACAAUUAAUUCAAAUAUCCAUUAUAUUCGAACUCCUCGGGAGCGUGGCGGAUAGAAUACCAGACGCAGUGUAUCAAUUACCUUGGGAAUGUAUGGAUGUGAAGAACAGGAGGGUCGUGUACGGUUUCCUACGAAGGACACAGAAUCCCGUACGAUUCAAAGCAAUGGGUAUGCUCGACGUUGGAGUACAGACGAUGGCGAGUAUAUUAAAGACAUCUAUUUCAUAUUUCGUGAUGCUUCGAACGGUGGCAACAUAAAAGUAAUAAUAGAGCAAUCCGCACUAUUUUUUUAAUUCUUACUACAAAUAAUUUCUAACUAAUCUGCUUAUUUCACUAAUCACAUAUUAUUGUUAACUAUUCGUUCAUAUUCCGAUGUAAUGAUUUAAAAUUGCUAUUACUAGGUGUGAUAAAUAAGUAUCACGUGAUUGAUUGAAUCACAAAUUGAACAAUUGAACUAUAAAUUGAACUGAAUUGUAUGAAUCACAUUCGAUCCUAACACUAGUAGGUACUUAGGUAUUGGAAUGCUUCGAAAAUAAAAUAUAUUGAGUAA